AUGACACAGCUCACCUCGCUAACACUCCUCUUGCCUCACCUCGCUAACGCAGAGCUGGUUUUUGAGGAUUCUCAAAAACCGGCGCGUGCGCGCAACGCAGCUCGCCUCACCUCGCUAACGCAGACAGGUCUUCCAAGCAGUCCCUCGCCCCCUUCCCUUCCCGCACCUCUCAUCCCCACCCCUCCCCUUGCCAUCCACCCCUCCCCUUGCCAUCCACCCCUCCCCUUGCCAUCCACCCCUCCCCUUGCCAUCCACCCUUCCUCUUGCCAUCCACCCUUCCUCUUGCCAUCCACCCUUCCUCUUGCCAUCCACCCUUCCUCUUGCCAUCCACCCUUCCUCUUGCCAUCCACCCUUCCUCUUGCCAUCCACCCCACCUCACAUCCACCACGAGGCACGUCGUUCAGCAAGGCCGGUCUCACUCACUCACAGGCCCCUUCUCCUCCGUCUUUUCUGCCUUUCACUUUUAGGCGAUCUUCCAAUCCCCUUGCCAUCCGCCCUUCCCACACCUUCCACGAGGCAGAUCGUUCAGCAAGAUCGGUCUCACAGGGCCCUUCCCCACCAUCUUCCCCUCCCCUUAACCGUCCCACCGACCCCUUUCCCUCUCCCUCCCCUUUCCGUGCCACGCCACCCACCUCUCCCCUUUCCGUGCCACCCACCUCUCCCCUUUCCGUGCCACGCACCUCUCCCCACACUUACAACAUGGCAGGUCGUUCAGCAAGGCCGGUCCCCCUGCACUAUUUGUCCGUGUUUUUCAUAUCUUCCCACACCCCUCUCUUCCGUCAACUUCUUUCAUGCCUCUCCACACCACACACCUCUCCAUAUCGGCCCGCACUUCUCUGCAUCGUUUCAUAUCGUUCUGAAUCGUUCUGCAGGCGGCUGGACUCGAACCAGUUCACAGGCUCCAUCCCCUCCGGCUUGUCAAAGCUAACAGCUCUUACCGUCCUAUCCGUCCCCAACAACCUUCUAACAGGGUCACUGCCUGCCACUCUCUCUGCCCUCCGCCGACUUGUUUCCAUGCAACUCAGCAACAACUCUCUCUCUGGUUCGCUGCCUUCUGCUCUCAGCACGCUCACCAAUCUGCGCAACCUGUACUCGCGCCAACAACAACAAGCUAUCUGGAUCGCUCCCUUCAUCUCUCAGAUUCUCUCCCGCAACACUCUAUCCGGCUCCAUUCCCUCCGAUUACUCCGCCCUUGAGUUCCUUGCCAUCCUUCUGUUGAACAACAACUUCAUUAUUGGGACCAUCCCCUCCUCCCUCUCCACACUCUCCUACCUUUAUCAAGUAGACGUGUCAGAGAACUUGUUAUCGGGUACUCUUCCUUCAAUGUUCACCACAAACAUGACCGACCUUAGAUUCUUCAACGUGGCCUUCAACUCUCUGUCUGGCUCCCUGCCCAAGUCCCUCUCCAAUUUGCAGUCCCUCUACUCUCUCGACCUCAGCAACAACUAUUUCAGUGGCCAAGUGCAGACUAUCUUCAGCGCCCUCACUUCACUUCAAUCCAUCAACAUCUCCUACAACUAUUUCUCGGGGUAUUUACCCAAGAUCGGGUUUCUAGGCGAGCUAAAAUCCACCGACCUCUCCAACAACUUCUUUUUCGGGUCAGCCAAUGACGGCACCGACAGCAUUGGGUUACCCCUCUGCCCGGACCCUCCCACCUCCUCCUACACAAUCGCCCAGAACUGCCUCUUAAACCUCGCAAACACUUGCACAGCCAUAUCCGGGCUGACAGUGAGUUUUGUGGAGGCGCAGAAGACGGAGGACGAGUGCUUUGUGUUCUGUGGGACAAGCCUUGCGAUGCCGAUUUUUCCGAACCAGCAGUGCGGGUACGAGAAGGGCAUGUGUGUGGCGAAUCUGAGCGGCAGCGGGGUGUUGUUCUACCAGUGCCAGUGCACGGCGCCGUUCGUCCGUUCUGCAGACGCCAAGUCCUGUGACCUGCCACUGCCAGUGCACGGCGACCCCGAUACAGCCCGACAGCCACAGUGGCCCCAGCAGCGCGGGUACGAGAAGGGCAUGUGUGUGGCGAGUCUGAGCGGCGACGGAGUGCUCUUCUACCAGUGCCACCAGCCCACCACCGCCACCGCCAUUUCCGCCAGGGCCCCUCCCACCCUCCCCUCCCCCCUCCCCACCUCCAAAAUCGCCUCCUCCUUCCCCACCGUCACCUCCGAGCCCCCCUCCUAG
Messenger RNA from Closterium sp. NIES-65, 2178 nucleotides. NCBI's taxonomy places the organism in Eukaryota, Viridiplantae, Streptophyta, Zygnematophyceae, Desmidiales, Closteriaceae. The record is from the annotation of a GenBank genome assembly.